Molecule: messenger RNA, 1323 nt
Organism: Candoia aspera
Lineage: Eukaryota; Metazoa; Chordata; Lepidosauria; Squamata; Candoiidae
Gene: HOXD4
Product: homeobox D4
Exons: 2
Coding region: 294-1043 (249 amino acids)
Biological process (GO): positive regulation of transcription by RNA polymerase II; anterior/posterior pattern specification; embryonic skeletal system morphogenesis
Cellular component (GO): nucleus; nucleoplasm
Molecular function (GO): RNA polymerase II cis-regulatory region sequence-specific DNA binding; DNA-binding transcription factor activity, RNA polymerase II-specific
Source: RefSeq, a predicted model, not a curated record
CGGGUUUUACGGAUUCACAUCUCCUUUGGAAACAUGUGGGGGGGGGGAGGGGAGCAGCGCACACGACUCGAAUAAUAUGUGAGUCCCCUUGAUCACCCGUAUAUUAUUUAGUGAAAUUUGAGGAAAUUGUGGUGUACACACAAAUCCGGUGAUAAAGCACCCUGUCUCCCGAUUGGCCUAGCCGAUCACGUGGGCGCCUAACUUUAUUCAGUUGACAGCAAGUAGGAGGGCUCUGUGGAAGGAGAAAAAAAGACAGCACGAGAAAAAUUAGUAUUUUCCAUCUUCCGAAAUUAAUGGCCAUGAGUUCGUAUAUGGUAAACUCGAAGUAUGUGGACCCCAAAUUCCCCCCUUGUGAGGAAUAUUUGCAGAACAACUACCUGGCCGAACAAGGCUCGGAUUACUACGGCGCCGCGCAAGACUCUGACUUCCAGCACCAGGGGCUCUAUCCGCGGCCGAACUACAGCGGGCAGCAGCCCUACAGCUGCGGCAGUGCCCAGGGCUCAGCGGUGCAGGCGCGGGGUCACGGGCAGGAGCCACCCGGCCCAACGGGCCAUUUCCCCGGGCAAGGAGAGCACUGCCCACCGCCCCCCAUGCCUGCCCCGAGGACUUGCAGCCAGCACCCAAAUCUCAAGAGCCCCAACGGGUCACCCGCAGCAGCAGCAGCAGCAGCAGCAGCAGCAAAGCAGCCAGCGGUGGUGUAUCCCUGGAUGAAGAAAGUCCACGUUAACUCGGUAAAUCCGAACUACACAGGAGGAGAACCGAAGCGCUCCCGCACAGCUUACACCAGGCAGCAAGUCCUUGAACUGGAAAAGGAAUUCCACUUUAACCGGUACUUGACCAGGCGGCGCCGGAUCGAAAUCGCCCACACGCUGUGUCUCUCCGAACGCCAGAUCAAGAUCUGGUUUCAGAAUCGCAGGAUGAAGUGGAAAAAGGACCACAAACUGCCCAAUACCAAAGGCCGCACGUCCAGUUCGUCCUCCGCCUCCAGCCAACACUUACAAACUGUUUCCAAGGAACACCAAACGGAUCUGACCACUUUAUAGGAAACUUGGAAAUGAGCCUUUUUCCAGGGAUUGACUUCGGAAGUAAGCUGCCCAGAAUACAGGCAAAUACACGCGCUCACACGCACAUAGUGACCGGCCCUCAUCCUGGUGAAAGGGAAAGCGAUGUGUAACACUUUACAGCUCUCCAGUGGGUCGCCUCCUGCGUUCUAAGCUAGUGGAGACAAAUGUUACAGACUACAGGAGUGACGGAAGUCAACCUAACCAUUCAAACAAACAAAUUCUGCAUCCAGGUGGUGAGAAAGUGAUAUACUGUAUAUGU